Molecule: messenger RNA, 1679 nt
Organism: Aspergillus heteromorphus CBS 117.55
Lineage: Eukaryota; Fungi; Ascomycota; Eurotiomycetes; Eurotiales; Aspergillaceae
Product: M48 family metallopeptidase
Exons: 9
Coding region: 300-1436 (378 amino acids)
Biological process (GO): mitochondrial protein processing; protein quality control for misfolded or incompletely synthesized proteins
Cellular component (GO): mitochondrial inner membrane
Molecular function (GO): metalloendopeptidase activity
Source: RefSeq, a predicted model, not a curated record
GUUCAAAGAAUGCCUCCUUCGCCAUGCAAUACUUCAUAUCAUGUCUGUGUUGCAUGCUGUGUCUCUGGCCAGCCUGAGUGGUGCCUGAGGUGCCUGAGGCUCCCAGGCGCGUGCCUCGGAACCGGCGUAAAGCGGUGGUCAAUUAACUACUAUUAUUGAUACAUCCGGCGCAACUCCGCCUGUUCACCAACUUAUCACGACGCGUCUUCAUCCCCAACAGCGCUUAAGCCAUCCAUCCCAGCCGCUUCUCCUCUACUUCCCCUCACCUCCCCGUCAUAUAUCAUGCGAAGCGACUCGCCAUGUUCCGCCUCCCGUUAGUGCGCGCGUUCUUCCGCGUCCCACCUCCCCCGCCGGCCCCGGCGUCAUCGCUCUUGACCCGCCGCAUCCCAUCACAUUCCCGCAGCGUCUCGCCCUCGAUACGCUCCCUCUCGUGGAGAACAGGCACAGCCCGCCCCUCUUCCCUCCAGCCUCCCCUCCGGGCCUUCCGUCCGCCAUCCCGGCCCUUUUCGAACUCCCCUCACAGCAAGGCCUGGCGAUCCAACAACUACCGCCGGUUCGAUACCAACAAUGGCUCGCGGCAGCCACUGUGGAUGCAGCUCGUGCACAAGUCCAAACCACAACACUACGUCAUAAUAGGUCUGAUCGGAGGAGGCUUCUAUGUCUACAAUCUGGAGACGGUGGAGAUAACGGGCCGUCGCCGAUUCAACUGCAUCCCCGCGGCGUGGGAGUUGAAAAUCGGCCAGCAGAGCUACCAGGAAGUGCUCCAACAGACCCGAGGGAAGAUCCUCCCGGAAAACCACCCCAUCACCAUCAGGGUGAAACAGAUCCUCUCGCAGCUGAUCCCCCAUGCUCCGAUCGAAGGCGCCGACUGGAAAGUGCACGUCAUCAACGAUCCGGAGCAGAAUGCCUUCGUUCUUCCGGGCGGGAAAGUGUUCGUGUAUACGGGCAUCCUCCCCAUUUGCAAGGACACCGACGGUACAGCUGCUGUCCUGGCCCAUGAAAUCGCUCACGUCGUGGCCCACCACACCUCCGAGAGACUCAGCCGGAACUUCAUCACUAUCGGCGCGAUAGCUGCAUUGGUCCUCCUGUUUGACAUCUCCGGACAGCUCUCCUCGGCGUUCAUGAACCUCUUCUUCGAGCUGCCGCACUCGCGGGCGCAGGAGACCGAGGCCGAUGCGAUGGGACUGAUGAUGAUGGCAAAAGCGUGCUUCAACCCCGAGGCUGCCGCUGAAAUGUGGGAUCGCAUGAACCAAGCCGUGAAAGACGCACCCCCUCAAUUCCUAUCCACCCAUCCAGCAGCAACUAACCGCCGAGACGCCCUCCGCGAACUAUUACACAAAGCCGACGCGAUCUACGAAGACAGCGGCUGCCAUACCAUCCGAGGGUUCCUCCCCCGUUUCAAUGAAUUCAACCAGCAAUACACGGGGACGAUGUAGAUGAAUGGUAUCUAUAUUAUCUAUUUGCUUGCAUGUAUAUAUGCAUGCAUGCGGGCCAAAUCUCAAUCUCAAUCUCAAUCUCAAUCUCCAGUCUUGCAGUCUUGUAUACUAAAUGAAGUAUCCUCCGUCAUACUAUAGCGUUGCGUUGCGGAGUAUUGGUUUCCUUUUGCGUCUGGCUGGUGUUUGUACACACAUAUAUACAUAUACAUAUAUUGUCUAUGGGUGGUGGAUGAUACUUAAACC